CGUUCACAUGCGAAGCUGCUCCUGAGGGAAAAACCCGCACGAACCCUCACGGCUGACUAGAUUUUUUUUUUUCUCUUAACCCCGGCCUCCAUAUAAUUGCGAAUUCCCGCCCCCGGAUCGUUUCGUUUCUUGAUCAUUUGCAAGAGUCAUACUGUACAACGAAGAUCCUGAUCCCUUUUUUUUCUUUUAAUAGACGGCAGCGUUCUUUCAUUUACUCCACUGGACCACACUCGAUCGGACAUCGCUGAGACGAGUCACAGCGUCAGGCACGCACGCGGCUGAUCACUGCCCUAGCCUAGAUAACAUUGACGACAUUGAUUGGUUUUAUCUUUGCCAUCCGCGACCCGCCACCUGCAUCGGAGCUUUUUCUUGAUAUAAACCAACAAACACCCUUUUCCCUCCUUUUCUCCCCCUUCGCUCAUUUGCUUCCCCCAUAUACACCGACACACGAAAACGAAGCAAUGAAGGUCUUUUCAAACCAAGUCACCUACGACUACUCGUGGGACGAAGUGUCAACGGCCAACUGGCGCAAGUACGGCCCAUGGAACAACAAGUCUGAGCACGUCAUCGCCGUCGACACGCUCUCGCGACGAGUCGACCCCGAGACCGGCGUCCUGCGCACCGAGCGCCUCAUCACAUGCAAGCAGGCCGCCCCCGACUGGAUCAAGUCGCUACUGGGCGGCAACAUGGAGGAGAGCUUCGUCUACGAGGCCAGCUACGUCGACCCGCAGAGCAAGACGGUCACAAUGGUCAGCCAGAACCUGACGUGGAGCAACCUGGUCCGCGUGCAAGAGGAGGUCGUCUACAAGCCCCUGAGCGACCACCACACGCAGUUCAUCCAGAGCGCCCGCAUCACCGCCCUGUGCGGCGGCUGGCAGCGCAUCAAGAACGGCAUCGAGGACUCGCUGUGCACGCGCUUCAAGGAGAACGCCGUCAAGGGUCGCGAGGGCUUUGAGCGGGUUCUCGAGAUGAGCCGCAUCGUCUUUGCUGAAGAGAAGGAGAGGCUGCAGCAGCAGCUCAUGUAAAUUGCAUGAGCUUCAUCCUGCUCCAAAAUGCCUCCAACAUGACAAACCCAAACAAACAACAAACAACAACCCAUCUCCACUAUAACGACCAAACUUGUGUUUUUAUCAUCCUCUCUCCUGUGUUUGGGAAAGACACGGCGGCGGCAUAUAUUUCUCUUUUUCUCUGUGCUUUUUUUUUAUGGCGCGGCGUCACGGUUACACAAAAAUGGGUAGAGGCACGAACAAAGAAACGAGAAGAGAGAAGGUUA
Messenger RNA from Trichoderma harzianum CBS 226.95, 1273 nucleotides. RefSeq lists its product as hypothetical. Gene Ontology annotation, molecular function: phosphatidic acid transfer activity. The transcript has a single exon. The record is from RefSeq and is a predicted model, not a curated record. Lineage: Eukaryota; Fungi; Ascomycota; Sordariomycetes; Hypocreales; Hypocreaceae. Gene Ontology annotation, cellular component: mitochondrial intermembrane space. Bases 462 to 1025 code for a protein of 187 amino acids. Gene Ontology annotation, biological process: phospholipid transport.